Paecilomyces variotii is the source of this 1240-nucleotide messenger RNA. Its product is annotated as casein kinase substrate phospho protein PP28-domain-containing protein. Gene Ontology annotation, molecular function: RNA binding. The record is from RefSeq and is a predicted model, not a curated record. The transcript has 3 exons. Bases 440 to 1204 code for a protein of 254 amino acids. NCBI's taxonomy places the organism in Eukaryota, Fungi, Ascomycota, Eurotiomycetes, Eurotiales, Thermoascaceae. Gene Ontology annotation, cellular component: cytosol.
UCAUAAGUAAUGGAGGGGUCCAGUGUGGUUUACUUACCGCCCGCCACCCCGCCUAUCUCCGCUUUCACCAGCACUCGACGUGUCAGGUCGACCUUUUAACUAAACAACAGAAGAACCGCUCUCGUGCUUUGUUUCUUUAUCUUGGGGCCUAUCCCAUCUCCGACGCGCUCUGUUGUCCUGGUUGAAAUCUGCCAUAAGGACAUUCCAAUCUUUCCACCUUUUUUUUUGGUCGCGUCUUAAGUAUCUCUACGGAGCCUCACCCCGCAAAUUCAAAUUCUCCGAGCGUCUUCUGUUCUGUUCAGAGACGAGUCAUAGGUAUGAUCAUAUACCCAAUGCGAGAAGUUUGAUGAUAGGGAUACCUUCCUAACAGAUUUCAUUUUUCCAGGAGGAACUAUAUCUAGACUCCGCGUUUCUCAUAUUCACUCAUAGAUAGCCCAGCAUGGCGCCCCGCGGUCGUGGAGGGAAAUUUUCCAAGCCGUCGAGAGGAGGCGGAAAACACUUCAGUCGAGAUGUACAACCGAUCGAUAAGGACGGUAAUGCUGUGAGCUUAUGGCGGGAACCCGACGCUGACAUCCAAUCCUCAUCCGACGAAGAAGAGGACGAAGAAUCCGGCUCCGAAGAAUCAUCCGACGAAGACGGCCCCUCCGCACAGGGAGGAAACCAACAAGAAAUGACCCGCGAACAACGUCGAGCUCUAGCCAAAGCUAAGAAAGAAGCCGCCCUCGCAAAGAAACGCCAAGUUGCCGCUGCGCCAGGUGACUUGCCUCCCUCCGACUCCGAGUCCGAGGAAGAAUCAGACGGCGAUAUGCCCGCGAACCCGAACCAUACUGCGAAAUCGCGCUCGCAGGCCGCGAAGGGACCAGCUACUGAAGAAGAACCGGCGAAGGCCAAAGCGAAGAGUAGCAAGGAUCUCUCGCAGCUUUCUCGUCGCGAACGUGAGGCUAUUCAGGCGCAGCAGGCGCGCGAGCGGUAUAUGAAACUCCACGCGGAGGGCAAGACGGACGAGGCGCGGGCGGACCUUGCUCGGUUGGCUAUUAUCCGUGAGCAGAGAGAAGCAGAAAGGGCCCGUAAGCAGGCGGAGAAGGAGGAAGAAGAGGAGCGUAAGAAAGCGCGCGCUGAAGUGCUUGAGAGAGAGAGGAAAUUGCGCGAAGCUGCUAUGGGACCUGGUGCGAAGAAGGGAACUAAGAAAGCGCAGAAGAAAUAAAGGCCGCCCAACUAUAAAAUAAAUAGCAUUGGAGCC